AUGACGCCCAGCUCCCCAGAUGAAGCUCUUCACUUCCGCGGCAAGACCCUGACUCCCGAGAGCCCUCGUCCGCUACACGUCGCGGAACCUGCCAGGAUCCCGGUGCUUCAGAAUCAAAUGGACCCUGUUUUUAACGACACGUCGACUUAUGAGAAGUCCGAGGCCUUCCUUGGCAAUAGUUCCCAGGCGCAUCCCAAUGAUUUCACCUCACUUCGUGGCCAAUAUGCAGGGCCCGGCGAAGUGAGGGGAACUACUGGCUCCGUGCAAGUGCCGGAGCAACCACCACCGCGCCAACCACCAAACACUCAAGGUAGCUUCCACCCGGAUUCGUCGCAGGUGGAGGAUGGAUCGAUGAACAAGAUUGCCCACGCACUGUCUGCUACGGCUACAACUGCCCAGGCGUCCUUUGCAUCAGACCAACCCGCGCCUCCCAUGGCCGGCGGUACCUCCUCCGCAGCCCAGGACGCUCCAACAGACUCUUCUCUAACCACUCUGCCUCCAUCAGAUCCCGCCUCCCUCCUAGCUCCUCCUCCUCCCCCCGAUGUCCCUCCCUCUUCCUCCCAUGCCGCUCAAGACACCCCCAGUGCGAGCGAGGUAGACCACGCAGUCGCCAGCUGGACCGCCCAGCCCGCGCCGCAAACUCGCCUAGACUCCCAGAGCAAAGCUGAUGAUAACACUGGUGAGGAUGGUGUCGAUUUUCAGAACCUCCUCGAUAAUCUGCCCCCUUCUUCCACUGCGCCCUCUGCCCCUGCGGUCUCAGAGACAGCGCCUUUGUCUACAGACGUUUCUGCCUUUCCCCAGGCAGGAACGGGUGACGAGGCGCUCCAAUCUUCCCUGGGACUUCCCCCUCGCCCCCCUCCCCAGGAGAAGCCCUCUAUCCAUCCCAACUACAAUGCCAGUGAUGACAUCCGGUCAUAUCACCAGCUCCCCCCUAAUACUUCCAAUGCACAGCCCUCCCCUUCCUCCACCUACACCGCCCAGCAGAGUAAUUAUCAGUCCAAUCUGGGCCUCCCAUCAUUGGCUGCGGCUGGCGCACCGGGGACGUCCUCGGGUGCCAGCGCUUUGCCCCCUCCCCCCGUGCCGAGUUUCCAGCAGUCUACAUCUACUACUACCUCCGAGACUCAGGACUCCCCAGGACCAGUGAAUAACAGAAAGGGUGGCGGUGAACGGGUAGUGGCCCGGCAGAACAAGGGUUCCGAUGAAGACACGCCAUGGGGCCCCGAGGUGCAGAAGAAGUACGAUAAGUUUCUGCAUGACGAGAGGAUCUACGUAACCGAAGGUCUUUGGGACCGGUUCCCGCCGGGGUCUAGAUUGUUUGUUGGUAAUCUGCCCACUGAAAGAGUGACAAAGCGCGAUUUAUUCCACAUCUUCCACAAGUUCGGGAAGUUGGCGCAGAUAUCCAUCAAGCAGGCCUACGGGUUCAUCCAGUUCCUUGACUCGUCUGCCUGUAAACAGGCUCUCGACGCUGAGCAAGGAGCUGUUGUUAGAGGACGCAAAGUCCAUCUCGAAAUCUCGAAGCCACAGAGGAGCACAAGGCCCGGGGCCGCCCCGGCAGAACCUUCUCGCGCUCCUCCACCAAGGCGCUCGAGGUCUCCAGAAUUCAGCCGGAGUGGUCCUUCUGGCAGCCGCAGUGCGAGAGCCCCGGCUGAUCGUUACGACCGUCCGUACGAAUCGGGGCGCGUGCCAUUCAGCGAUUUUAGGGAUGAGCCCGGUCACCGUAGACGUGACGACUAUCGGCCACCCCCUCCGCCUCGCUCGCCGUCUCCUCGUGCAUUCCGCGCCAGGGACGGGUACCGGUCUCGGGAUAGAACUCCAGAGCGGUACGAUCGACGCGAGAGGCGGCGUUCCCGGUCGCCCUACACGAGAGAUCGCAGAUAUCGCACCCCAAGCCCACGGGGUCGUGGGUCUUACGAGGGUGAUGCAGACCUGCCCGUUCCUCGGCGAGCUCCGAGAGACGUACCGGAAGUACAGAUCCUUGUGCUCGAGGAAUUGGAUCGCAACUUCAUUUUCUUUGUGGAGAACUCUUUCCGUAACCGGGGUCUCCGGGUGGAUGUGCUUGUCCUUGGACCCCGAAUUCCCCUGAACGCUGCUGUUCAACGACAGAUCCAGGAGGGCGUACUUGCCGUAGUGUUUGACCGAAGCGGGGGGGCAGACAAUGUUCGCUCCAACGAAUACCCCGAUGUCGAGCCCAGUAUCGCCGCCGAGAUUGUGUUCCAUGCCCAGUCGAUGCAGCGUGGCGCUCCUCCGGCGCCUUUCCCUCCCAACCCGGCAUUUGGGGUUCCCCCGCUUCCUGCUCCGGCUGCAACAGUGCCUCCUCAGGCGCCGCUGCCUACCGUCGCCAAUCAGCCCAAUAUUGCCAACCUGAUUACCUCCCUUGACGGGCCCACACUACAAUCGCUGCUGGGAGUGCUCCAGCAACGGCCGCCAGCCGUGCCAACGGCGCAGCAGCCGUUUCCUAGUGCCAGCACGCCGCAUGGCGCAGCAGACCUCGCUAGCCUGCUGAACGCUGCCACUCGCCAGCCUGUUGCUGCUAACCCGCAACAGCCACUAGCUCCACCGCCCUUUCCUCUGCAAGCGCCAAAUGCUCCUUUGGUAUCCGACCCCAACUUGAUUUCGUUACUUGCCAAGGGACUUGGAGGCCAGCAGCCUCAAAAUCAGGCAGCCGUUGGUCCCCAUGUGCAGAACAUCAUGAACCAACUGGGCAAAUGGAAGCAAUGA
Aspergillus neoniger CBS 115656 is the source of this 2718-nucleotide messenger RNA. RefSeq names its product putative RNA-binding protein (Nab3). The record is from RefSeq and is a predicted model, not a curated record. Lineage: Eukaryota; Fungi; Ascomycota; Eurotiomycetes; Eurotiales; Aspergillaceae. The transcript is spliced from 6 exons. Gene Ontology annotation, molecular function: RNA binding. Bases 1 to 2718 code for a protein of 905 amino acids.